Molecule: messenger RNA, 552 nt
Organism: Oncorhynchus keta (chum salmon)
Lineage: Eukaryota; Metazoa; Chordata; Actinopteri; Salmoniformes; Salmonidae
Exons: 3
Coding region: 70-444 (124 amino acids)
Source: RefSeq, a predicted model, not a curated record
GGCACCACAACCUCGAGGGCUCUGGGAUUAUUUUCCAGCUGGAUUUUUCAGGCAGCCAUUUUGUGAACGAUGGGCGGUCUGGGUCCAGGUUUGUGGGCCGGUCUGGGUCCAGAUUUGUGGGCCGGUCCGGGUCCAGGUUUGUGGGCCGGUUCCGGGUCCAGGUUUGUGGGCCGGUCCGGGUCCAGGUUUGUGGGCCGGUCCGGGUCCAGGUUUGUGGGCCGGUUCCGGGUCCAGGUUUGUGGGCCGGUCCGGGUCCAGGUUUGUGGGCCGGUCCGGGUCCAGGUUUGUGGGCCGGUCCGGGUCCAGGUUUGUGGGCCGGUCCGGGUCCAGGUUUGUGGGCCGGUCCGGGUCCAGGUUUGUGGGCCGGUCCGGGUCCAGGUUUGUGGGCCGGUCCGGGUCCAGGUUUGUGGGGCUGAGGUUGAGGAUAUUGUAGAUAGUUGGUGAGGGAUCUUGGUGGUGGGAGCUGGUUGAGGGGUGUUGUAUCCAGUUCAGUCAUAGUCAUCAUGGACAACAAGGGGAGAAGGAAACUCCCUUCACUGGUCUGAUCUGGCC